GUAAGAAAAUAUUAUUUUUUCACUAUAAAACUCACAUUUUUCUUCCAUUUUUUACCACAUUAAACCACAUCUUCUAUAAUCAUCUUCAAUUCUCCUUCUACAAAACGAAAAAAUGCAUCCUCAUAACCAUGCUUAUGACCCGAGUAACCCGUUUGCAAUCCAAGAAAAUAAUCCUAGCCCACCACCCAAUCGUCCAAUACCUCGUCCAUUUUUCAUACACUCUUCUAUGCCCGUUGAAGCGAGUUAUGCAUCGUAUAUCGGGAAUCGUGUGUUUACUAACUUUCCACACACCGACGAUUCAAUACCUACCCCGUUUACACAAUCGCCUAUCAACCUUUCACCAACCUCCAUCGACCUUUCACAAAACGAAACCGUCCCCGAAACUCAACCACCCAACGAUGGUCUUUCCUUAUCGAAACCCAUCAAAAAGAGAAGCCAUAAGAAAAAAACCGAGGCGGAUAAAGCACUCGAAACCGUCAAACGAAAACAACUAAAAUGUACCGUUCCUGAAGAACUUGCAUUGGCGAGGGGUUGGUUUCAACAAUCUCAACAUGCAACUUUAGGAAAUUCUCAACAUCGAACCCAUUUGUGGGAAGCGGUUAGUAGAGUAUUCCAUCAAGAAUUGGGAAGGGAGGCUUAUCGUGAAACUGAUAGCUUAUCCUCGAAGUGGAGCGAGAUUAGCGGCCAACUUACAAAAUAUAGUGGGUUUUUAAAUAAAGCAAAGCAAAAUCCAAAAAGUGGUGAAAACGAAGCCGACAUUGUGACGAAUGCAUUGGUUCAAUUCAAAUCAAAUGUGGGGACCGACUUCCGUUUCAUGCAUUGUUGGGAGAUUUGUAAGUUCCAUCCAAAGUGGGCGAAUAUCCUAGUGGUAGCGAAAGUAACACGUCUUCCAAAAGGUCAAGGGCCUCGUCCCAAGCCCAAUCUGAUGCACGAGAUCAAGAGUCUGAGGACCUUUUGGAUGAUUCGCCAAGCCCAAACCGGCCUGAGUAUGGAAGAGAUGUCGCAAAAAGGCGUGUUCAAAAAUCAAGAUCUGGUACGGCAUCGCCUUCAGCUGGGAGUUCGGGCUCGCGUUGGGCUUGGGUUGGGGCUUGGGUUGGGCUUGGGUUGGGGCAUUAGUUGACACGUGGCUUGGGGGGCAGACAUGGGGCGAUCCACAUUCAACACGGUAUGGUGGGGCGGGGAUUUGGGGCGUGGGUUUGGUGGGCUUCGCUGGGCUAACCCGCUGGGCUGUUUGUUUUAAAACAACAAAUUUAAUUUUUUUAAUAUUUUUAAAUAAAGAAAAUCACAUAAAAAAAUUCCUAACGUUUAUAUUUGUUUUUUUUAUCUCUUCUCUCAUCUCCAAGACUAGUUGCAACUCGUCACCCUGUAGGUGAUCAAUCGGCUGGGAUAGAAUUUUCAAAUCAUCCCGUCUUUAUUUCAGGGCUUCUCUAGCUUCUUUGCUCGUUCGUUGUUCUGCCCUUUGUUGUUGGAAGACGUUGAAUGUAUCUAACUUGCAUGCAAUGUCAUCCAACUGAUCGCUGUAUAUUCCCCUACGCGAGUCCGAACUCCCAGCUGAAGGCGAUGCCGUACCAGAUCUUGAUUUUUGAACACGCCUUUUUGCGGCAUCUCUUCCAUACUCAGGCCGGUUUGGGCUUG
Messenger RNA from Helianthus annuus (common sunflower), 1635 nucleotides. RefSeq lists its product as uncharacterized. Lineage: Eukaryota; Viridiplantae; Streptophyta; Magnoliopsida; Asterales; Asteraceae. The coding region runs from base 113 to 1120 and encodes 335 amino acids. The record is from RefSeq and is a predicted model, not a curated record. The transcript is spliced from 2 exons.